Actinia tenebrosa (Australian red waratah sea anemone) is the source of this 1895-nucleotide messenger RNA. RefSeq lists its product as uncharacterized. The record is from RefSeq and is a predicted model, not a curated record. Lineage: Eukaryota; Metazoa; Cnidaria; Anthozoa; Actiniaria; Actiniidae.
ACCGUUUCAGUCUUCAGCUUUCAUUUCCGGGUUGGAGGCGAAGCAGUUAAAGUUUCCUCUAAUGUUGUCGUAUCAAGUGAUUUGGAAUCUUUAACAUCAUCUGCUAUUUUGCGAUCGCCGUACUGAUAAUGGAUUCCAACGGCUCGCAUCAGAAUCUAGGACUCCACUACGAGGGCGUAUUGGAAAAGGCUGGAAAGAGAUUUUUUGAGGGUUUCAGGAAGCGUUGGUUCAUACUGGAAGGAAAGGAUCUGUCUUAUUACAAAGCACCAGAAACUACUGAACAGAAUCUUCUUGGCAUCAUUGAUAUGACAAGGGUUAAAAGUGUUGUCCCAUUCAAGAUGAUAAACAACAGUUUCCAGAUUAAUACGAGUACUCGAACCUACACAUUCACUGCUCCAUCUUCUCAGUCGCUGACUGAAUGGAUAAGUGUGCUUCGUCAAGCAAUGCAACUGGAAAGUUUCUCCAAUAAAAGGGCAAGAAGCAGCAUUCGAGAAUCUGUAUCAGAGGAUGGGUACGAAGUAGUAGUAUCGAGAUCAAGCAGGAGUGACAGCAAAGCAUCAAGCACCAGCCAACGAAGUUUCGAGGAUAAUGAUGUAUAUGGCGAUGAAAAUGUAUACGACAAAAUUGAAUCGUCCGGUAGUCAAAGUAAAGCAGACAACAAGCUAGAGGAUGAGGCUGCAGGAAGCUACGAGUCCGUUGGGUCUUUCAAAAGAAAAAAUCUCCAAAACAAAAACAACAAACCCGAAGUUUCUGGUUACGGAAUGGUUGCACGACAAGGUUCUCUACCUCGAAAUGACCAAGGGUCGGGUGUGUCUGAAAUCGGGGCGUAUGAUGUUAUUGGAGGAACUUAUGAGGCGGAAGUCCAAAAUGAAGGCAAUCUGUAUUCACAGGUUAAGAAGCCGAUUGCCUCUCCACCAUUUGAGGUUACGGACUCGUUGUACGCAGAAGUAGAGAAUGCUGGCAGUAUUGCGAAUAGUGUGAGCACCGGGAAGUCUUCAAAGCCCAAUAUUACAGUUUCUAACCCGAUGCCCGUGUUGGUAGAGAGCGAUGAUGAUGAGGAAGAUGAAGACGAGAGUGACGCUCGUGAUACUCUUGAAGUCAAAAAUAAUGGGCUGUCAAAAGAUCCCCUCCCUCCCCCCGUCGGCAGUAUCUACGCUGCUGAUGAGAUUAAAAGCCUACUGCAGGAGAUUGAUGGGGAUGUCGACGAGAAGUCACAAGAGAUCAAGCAAAUUAGUUAUAAAGAUGACUUACUCAUCCCUGAAUCUUGCGAAAACGCUUUCAGUGAACUGAAGAAAUUUUUGGUUUACUUAGAGGCGACAGAGCGCUAAUUUUUCGUCUAAAGAAGUACAGAACAGCGAGGGACACAUUAAGAAGCAGUUUUAUUCCUUUAAUUCGAGAGGUUUUCAGCCGUGAACAAAGUUUAUAGUAUAACUGAUUUCUGAUGUGUCCUCCUGGAAACCUUAAUUAAUUGUGCUUUUUAAAAUAUUUGACUAAACCGUUGUUUUGGUAGGUAGGCAUUACUCGCCUACAUACUCAUAAACAUGAUUCUUACUGCUGGUUUACCUUCUUCCUGGAAUUGAUGGUUUUCACGGCGGCCAUGUUGGAGGAACUUAACAAAAGAAUUGUCAAUGAAUUCUUUUGUUACGUCCUCCAACAUGGCCGCCGUGUCUUUUGUUGUUCAAUUCUCUUAGGAAUGGUUGAAAACCAUCAAUUGCAGUGACCAAGAAUGCAGUAGAGUGAUUUAUAGUAUUUUUAGUGUGUGCGCAGCCCCACUGUAUUUAGAAGGGGAUGGGCUUAAUUGACAAUACGGUUGUAAUAGGAAAUCCUGUAGGAAACUGUAAUACGCCGCGACACUAUAUUAAAAAGUCAAUAUAAAAUUUUCAAGGUUAAAUGAA